UGAGCCCCCAACGAAGGAUUGUGAUCUUGAAUCAUUUUCAACUUCUGAUAAUCAAGGUUACGUAAAGCUUGCUGUGAUUUAAUAAUUUGAACUAACUGUGGGAGUAAGGGGUUCUAUGGAUUUAAGAACAAUGUCCAUUUUUAUGGCAGAGGGAAGCAGUUGUUACCAUGACAAGAUAGUAAAUAAAUGUCAUUUUUUAAACAUUUGAACAGCAAUAACAAUGCUGGUUUAGAAAUGUACAGUGUCUCAAGUACACAUUCAUUGACAUAUUGUGUGACAAUUAUCUGAAAUGUAUUAAAAUAAUUUUGAGAAAGACGGUAUGCGAACAGAUAAAACUGAAUAUAUGCUGUGCUACUGCAGUAUCGUGGGCUUGCUAACUGGGACUGCUGAGAAAAAGUUUGUACUUCUUUUACAACAAUGUACUUCUUGAUUUGUAAUUGAAUUUUUUUUGUUUUGUUUUUUUUAGAUUUUGAUUGUGGCCUCUCCAUUGAAGACGACAAUGAUUUUGAUUGCUUGUAUUCCGAUGAGGAAGAUAAGGAUGAUGAACUAUUUCCAGAUUUAUCGGUACCAUUGUAUAAGGAUUCGCCACUCACUUCUGAUUCGAGUCUUCUCGCUGUCUUAGCUUUUGCUUUGAGACAUAACUUAGAUGGAACAGCCUUGGUUCAUUUGCUCACUCUCAUUUCUCUUCACUUACCCAAUGGCAACAAAAUGAAGAAAACUCUCUAUUUAUUUAAGAAACACUUUUCACAUCUUAAAGCGCCUGUCAAAUUUCAUUAUUUUUGCUCUGAUUGUUCCAUUGUUCUAAAGGAUUCAACAGAUAAGUGCCCAAACCAGAAAAAGCACAAAAACAAAACACAGGUGAGCUAUUUUUUAGAAAUACCUCUUGAACAUCAAAUAAGGACUCUCUUCAAGAGAAAAGGUUUUGCUGACAAUAUUUUGUCGCGUUUAACAAGAAAAAAGGAACACCCCAACAAUAUAGAAGAUAUCUAUGAUGGGCAGCUUUAUAAAGAAUUAGUUGAUAGUGGCUUCUUCUCAGAAAAUAAGUACAAUUUUACAUUAACUUGGAAUUCGGAUGGAGUCCCAGUGUUCAACUCAUCAAAGACAUCAAUGUGGCCAAUCUAUUUUGUGAUAAAUGAACUUCCUUUCAAGCUGAGGUUUAAGAAGUCAAAUGUGUUGCUUGGUGGGAUUUGGUACGGCAGCAAACCAAUCUAUAGCAAGAUGCUGGAACCAUUUCUCAGCAGCCUAUCAACAUUGCGGAGAGGAUUAGAUAUUCAGCUGAAUGAGCCAAAUGAAGAAGUUACGGUUCAAGGAGUCCUUCUGGCUGGGACAGCAGACUUGCCUGCAAAAGCUGAUUUCAUGGGCAUUAAACAUUCAGGUGGCUCUUGCUCUUGUACAGUAUGUAAAAUUGAAGGAAAAAGUGUUAAAGCAAAUCAAGAAAUUCAAACAAAAUCAGUUGUUUUGGAGGAUGGCGAUUCUACUGAAAGUGAGAAUGAAACCAGUGAAAAAAACAAACCAAAGAAGUCUAAGAAAACUGGUACAAGUGUGAAACAGAAGAGGGUAGGAUCAGUGUGGGUUUUCCCUUAUUCUAACAGCCUUGAUUUAAGGCGACAUGAAGAGACAGAGACUGCUGGUGAACAAGCGCUUGACUUACGGUCCAAAGCAAGGGAUCCUGAUAGAGAUAAAGUACAUGUGUUAGGUGUGAAGUGGCCUACUUAUCUAUCUAAAAUAAUGCCAGACAUGAUAAGAGGUAUGGGUAUUGACGACCUCCAUCAUUCUUACCAUGGUGUGGGUCAUAAAUUACUGGAACUGUGGACUCUGCCUAAAUAUAAAUCAAUGCCAUGGUCUAUUUCAAGUCGGAUAGAUCUAAUUGAUGAUCGAAUGCAGAAGGUAUGUCUCCCAAACUUUGUGCAAUGUGGAGUACGCACUCUAUCCAACCUAAGCUUGUGGAAAGGGCAGCACAUGAAGAUAUUCCUCCUUUACCUUGCUCUUCCUGUCCUUGAGGGAAUUCUCCCUGUACAGUAUUACAACCAUUUUGCUACUUUUAUUCACUGUUUAUAUGUUUUAAAUUCUUCUUCAAUCUCCCCUGAGGAUUUAAUCUUCUGUUCAAAGGAGCUAGACACCUUUGUUCGCCAGUUUCAGGAGCUGUAUGGAGAACGUCAUAUGACCAUUAACAUACACAACACCCUUCAUCUUUGUUUUGUUGUCAACAACCUUGGUCCUAUGAGGUGUUUUUCAUGCUUUCCUUUUGAGUCAUUGAAUGGGGAAAUGCUUAAAAUGAUUCAUGGCACAAAGUAUGUUCAAAUUCAGUUGGCAAACUGUGCCUAUCUGGUUCUCUCAUUCCCAAAUGAAAUUAGUAAUUUAGAGUGCCCCCUUGUACAAGAUUUUGCUAAAAAUCUCCACCAUUCCCAUCAAAAAGUCAAGCUCUUAGAAUGUGUCAGCCCCAAUGUUUAUGCUGCAGGGAACUACAUAGAUUUAAAAAAUGUACAUGUUGAUGUAAUUAACUCUCUACGUCUUGCAGGCAAGGAUCCACCCUCUUGUAUAUUUUUCAAUAAGCUAAAGAUAGGUUCCAACCUGUUUGUUGCUCAGACUUAUAAAAGAGCUACAAAAACUGCCUCCUAUUUAGUCAGCUAUAAUUCAAAUUCUAGUAAGAGAUAUGCAAUCAUUUUGUAUUUUGUGAAAAGUCCAGGCACACCAUCUCUUAAUGUUUCAUUUCAAGCUGCUAUUCAAUCAAUCAAUGUACGUGGCUUUAGUACUGAUAGGUAUUUGAAAAAGAUAAAACAUAUUUCACGUUACACAAUCUCACAGGAAAUAACUUUUAUUGAUGUGCACCUUUUGAAAAACAUUUGCUUCUCAGUACAAGUGGAAGGAAAGGAUUGUUUUAUAUGUGAGAGAAAUAAUUGGCUUGAGAUAGAAUAAAUUCAAACUAGUAAAUCUUAAUUAAGCCAUAUUUUAACUUAAUAUUACCACAGUGAUUAACUUAUUCAGUUUAAGAGAAGAUUUUAGAGUUUUUAACCUGGUAUAUGUCUAUGUACUAAUCAAGUGAAAAUAAAGUACCUACAAAAUCAACUAUUUUAUAUAUAAUUUCAAACACCUUUCACACUACGAUGCAAACUAACAGCAGUCAUCACAAAGUGAACUGAAUUCAGCCUUCUCAUCUGGAACCAUUUGGUCAUCACUGUUUCUCCUACGUUGCACUUCGAAACCAGGAACCUCCUGGUCAGUCAGGCUCAGGAAGAGGUCAAUUUUUCGAUGGGAGUCUUUAUAGGCUGAUUCCAUUGCAGCUUUGUGGGACAAAAAUAAAC
Frankliniella occidentalis (western flower thrips) is the source of this 3302-nucleotide messenger RNA. RefSeq lists its product as uncharacterized. The coding region runs from base 709 to 2916 and encodes 735 amino acids. NCBI's taxonomy places the organism in Eukaryota, Metazoa, Arthropoda, Insecta, Thysanoptera, Thripidae. The record is from RefSeq and is a predicted model, not a curated record. The transcript is spliced from 2 exons.